Messenger RNA from Seriola aureovittata, 3328 nucleotides. It is a transcript of the gene orai2, whose product is annotated as ORAI calcium release-activated calcium modulator 2. Gene Ontology annotation, cellular component: membrane. Gene Ontology annotation, biological process: store-operated calcium entry. The coding region runs from base 397 to 1203 and encodes 268 amino acids. Gene Ontology annotation, molecular function: store-operated calcium channel activity. The transcript is spliced from 3 exons. Lineage: Eukaryota; Metazoa; Chordata; Actinopteri; Carangiformes; Carangidae. The record is from RefSeq and is a predicted model, not a curated record.
UCUUUAGUGCUUUUAUUUUGAAGGCAACACGCCCAACCGGAAGCUCUCCUUUAACGACUUAAGUUUUGCUCGCCUUCUGCGGGUGAUGGUUCUCUGGUCCGAACGAACUGAACCGAAAAAACUGAUGCUUGGUUAACGUAGUUAGCAUUCCCAGAAGCCAUUACCCAGGUAAACUAAGCAUGAUAGAGUGUAGUAACGUUAUUCCACACCCUGGCUCGAGAGUGCUGGAGCGGAAAGGAGGUAUUGAUUCUAAGUGCAACCCAUAAGCGGAAGUUGGUGAACCAAAACACUUUUCGUGGUCUGGGCAGUUCGUUUAUUUGUGUUGUGCAGCGUGGGGAGAGGAGCUUCUUGGAGUUUGUCUCGGUAACGUAAAAGGCACUUCGGAAGACAGGUGCCAUGAGCAGUGAGCUGAAUGUGCCUAUGGGUUCCCCGGCCCCAGGGGUCUCAGAGCGGGCUCCAGAUGCUGGAGGGAUGGACUACAGGGACUGGGUGCGGCGCAGUUACCUGGAACUGGUCAGCUCCAACCACCACUCAGUGCAGGCCCUGUCCUGGAGGAAACUGUACCUGAGCCGGGCCAAGCUGAAGGCUUCCAGCAGAACCUCUGCACUGCUCUCUGGCUUUGCGAUGGUGGCCAUGGUGGAGGUGCAGCUGGAGAUGCAGUACGAUUACCCUCGUGAGCUCCUCAUUGCCUUCAGUGUGUGCACCACCGUGCUGGUGGCAGUGCACCUCUUCGCUCUGCUGAUCAGCACCUGCAUCCUCCCUAAUGUGGAGGCUGUCAGCAACAUUCACAACCUCAACUCUGUCAGCGAGUCGCCCCACGAGCGCAUGCACCACUACAUCGAGCUGGCCUGGGGCUUCUCGACAGCUCUGGGAAUCUUGCUGUUUUUAGCGGAGGUGGUGCUCCUCUGCUGGAUGAAGUUCCUGCCUGUAGACUCCAAAAAACCACCCACCUGCACCAGCACGCCAGCCACCGCUGUGGCGAACCUCACGACAUCCCCACCCGUACAGAACAGCGGCUGGCAGGCUGCGUUGGCCUCCACAAUCAUCAUGGUCCCAGUGGGGGUGAUUUUUGUGGUGUUCACCAUACACUUCUAUCGCUCUCUGGUGCGCCACAAGACUGAGCGCCACCACCAGGAGAUUGAGGAACUGCACAAGAUUAAGGUGCAGCUGGACGGCCACGAGAGAGGCCUCCAGACUGUGUGAUAAUAUGAUGGCAGCUUUAAGAACUUCCCUUUGUAUCCCAUAUUUAUCGAGCCCUCCCACUUUUCCGAAAUUUGUUCUUUUCGUUUCAAUUUGUUGUUCAUUGUUAUUGCCUUGGUUGGACUCUGGCCGUGAGCCUUAAAGCUCCUCACUUUGCAGUACAGAUGGCUUAUACGAGUCAGACUGCUAAUUUAUUCUUAAAUUAAAGCGACAUUGUAGGAUUUGUGCAGUGAGCUUCUCUUUGUUUUGAUCUGAAAUCUGUUGGUCAAGGAUAAUGUAAAAAGGUUUACAGAAAAAAGGGCUAAUAUGUUUUAUGUGCCAUUUUGUUUUUGCCAUGUGUGCAUUGUGUUGUCAUGGUAAGGUUGGGUGCAGAUUCCAUUUAAGAGCCAGUGAAGAAUUUAUGAUCUCUCCUUACUCCUUUUUAGCAACAAUGUAGAAAUGAUUUACGUCUCAGACUUCUCAUUUUGCUGGCCUUACCUUUCACCAGAAGAAAUGGCCACCGGCAGCAUAAACUAAUUAACAUUAAUGCCAUAAGUAACUUGCCAUAAAGCCAAAAUGUAACUUGGGUAUUGUUUGAUUAUUUUUCUCUCUGCAAGCAGGUGUCUGUGCACGGCCAAAGAUUAUGUGUAGACAAAGAAGAACCACUCUGGAUUAUCAUCUGAUUACGAGUGGACUAACCGGUUUUAACACCGAGUGGCGCCAUCAUGUCAGUAGUGGAAAUCUCCUAGUUAAUUAACUCAUAUGACAUCAGUAAUUUCAGUCAGGGUGUCCAGUAUUUGGAACAAGUAUUUCCUGAAAAAUAAGGAGUGCUGAAGUAAGUUUUACAUUUUUAAAAUUUCAGGGUGUGAAUGAAAGAUUCAAUCAACAUUUCAUUUUUUUAUGCCUCUUAUUUACUUUUGGAAACCGCAAGAUUAUUUAGACCACCACUAAAAACAAUUUUUGCCUUCUCAGCCUAUAAAGCUGAUCACAGAUCUGAUACUUUUACUCGUAGAUGUGUUACUUGCAAAUGUUGAAAUGUAAAAUACUGUCAACCCCCCCCCCCCCCCCCCCCCCCCCCCACUUACCCACCCUAUUGCAUGGAUGAGGGAGAACCUGCUCCUCAGUCAGACUCAUAGUUGACAUAAAAAUGAGCUUGUUUUAACUGUAAAAAUGUCGAGUCAUGCAUCCCACUUUACUCCCUUCACUUUGCUGUAUUGUGACUUACUGAGUGUAUUCUUACACCAUGUAUGUGCAUGUUUGGUACAGCAUGGUGAGAAGUGACCGCCAGAGAUGGCAAACUGUUGUAAAGUCUUAAAAAGUGCUGCAUUCUUGUAAAGCAGUGGGGAGGUUGGUGUCACUGUGUUUUUAGGUCCAAACUCUCACACAAGCCUCAAAUAUUUUUUGCCAUUUUUUUUCUUCUGAAUAGCUUUUAAUGUCUUUUACAAAGACCACAGACCCUGUGUAAAAGGUGUCAAACCAGUCAUAUCUGCAUACUGAUGCCGCUCAAAGUGCUUAAAUAUGAAUGUGUUACUGUCCAAAUAUGGUUCUGCCUUACAGAAUUAUUGCCUUUUAUGAACUGCUGUUUUCCGAAAGGUCACAACACAAACUGAUUUUGUUUUUCUGGAAAUGUACUUAAGCAUGAUGCAGUUUAAACUGAUGAAGUUUAAACACUGAGUCGGAUUGAGGCUGGAGAAAAGGUCAAAAUAAUGAAGAGUAUGACAUGGGGGUGGAAAUGGGAACAGUCAGUGUACCACAUGUUGUAAUCAGUCUGACCUUGUGACCUCCAGUUUAUGUUUUAAAUAUUGGGGAGAAGAAGCAGGAUUUGUCAGUUUCUUGGAUAAGGUCUGUUACUGCGUUUAAAAAAAGAAAAGAAAAAUGUAUCAACCUGUUACCACAUUCCAAAUAAGAUGACUGACCAAAGUGUUGCUGAGUUUGUUUGUUUGUUUGUUUGUUGCUUCUCAGAAAAGACAAAAAGUGCACUUGUAGUUUAGUUGUACAAUGAAUGACUACUGGGGUUCUUACCGGAAAAUAUCUCGCUUUGCCUUGUGUUUGUGGAUUAGUGCUUCUUCAAUGAAAACUGCAAAGGUCAUGGAGACGACAGCCUGUGAAUAGACUUUUAAAAAAAAAAUAAAAAAUAUAUUAAAGUUCU